Molecule: messenger RNA, 3321 nt
Organism: Bombyx mandarina (wild silkworm)
Lineage: Eukaryota; Metazoa; Arthropoda; Insecta; Lepidoptera; Bombycidae
Product: cyclin-dependent kinase 20
Biological process (GO): protein phosphorylation
Cellular component (GO): nucleus
Molecular function (GO): protein serine/threonine kinase activity; ATP binding
Source: RefSeq, a predicted model, not a curated record
UUGAUUAUAAAAUAUGUUAUUGUAAUAUUAAAGUUUUGUAGGUAAAACUUAGGGAUUAUAAUCUGUUUUAAUGUUAUAUUAGAUUCCAUAAAUAGUUUCUAAGAUGGAUUAUGAUGUUAAUAAUUAUACAGUCGUUGGUCGAAUCGGUGAAGGAGCCCACGGGCUUGUUUUCAAAGCCAAACACAACACAACAGGUCGCGAGGUGGCCUUAAAGAAAAUUCUGAUAAAGAAUCUUGAAGAUGGAAUACCGGUCCAUGUCAUGAGAGAGAUCAAGGCUUUACAACUACUAAGAUGUAAAUACAUUAUUAAACUAUACGAUAUGUUCCCGCGCGGCAUGAGUCUUGUUCUCGUGCUAGAAUAUAUGUACUCCGGAUUAUGGGAAAUGUUGCACCAAUGCGAGCAUGAACUGACAAUAGCUAGAGUCAAAACUUAUGCAAAAAUGUUAUUAAAGGGAAUGCGUUACAUGCAUGCUCAUUACGUCAUGCAUAGGGAUCUGAAACCAGCAAACCUGUUAAUAAAUCAUGAGGGAAUAUUGAAAAUAGCAGAUCUAGGAUUAGCGCGACUAUACUGGCCUGAGGGUGGUAGGCCCUAUUCACAUCAAGUGGCCACAAGGUGGUAUCGUGCUCCGGAAUUGUUGUAUGGAGCACGCUAUUACUCUGAAAAAAUAGACCUGUGGUCAGUUGGAUGCAUAAUUGCCGAAAUGAUUACAAAGAAACCACUAUUUGCUGGAGAAUCGGACAUUGAACAACUAGCAAUUGUACUUCAGCACCUUGGAACGCCCACAGAAGAAACAUGGCCCGGUCACUCGCAACUACCGGACUUCCAUAAAAUAUCUUUCCCUGAAUCUGCUCCGACGCCAUGGAUUGACCUUUUGCCAGGCGUGGAGCCAGACGCAAUUCAUCUAAUAAAAUCUUUUAUUUUAUAUGAUGCUGACAGAAGAAUGUCAGCGAAACAAGCUUUAAGACACCAGUGGUUCCAAAAAAAUCCUCUACCGGCCUCGUUAGAAGAAAUGCCAAAGCCAAAACCAAAGUAGAUGUUAUAUUGAAAUUAUAAAAACCAAAAUGUAAUGAAAUAUUUAUUUUUUUAAUACAUCAUUUAUGAUUUAAAUUACAAUCAUAUUUUCGUUUAUCCAUUACCGAAUUGUACUCUUUUAAAAACUAUACACCUAUAAGUCAAAAAUUUAUUAUUUGCAUUUCCAUUGAACUCGUUGCGCUUAAAUUAAAUUAUAACAUUUAAACUCGUUGGGAAUAAACCAUCGUAUUUAUUCGUCGCAUAAGGCAACAAUUUGAGCGCAAAGUAUUGUGCUAACAGCAUAAAAAACAAAGUAACAAAUAUUUUACUAAAAGCGUUGUUAGAUACAACGGCGGUGUUAAGUCUUUUAUAGAUUUCACUAAAGAAAAAAAACAAGAGUUGGAAAAUACGUAAAUAAAUAUGUAUAUAUACACUUGCAAAUAAACACGUAUCAGCACAAAGAUAUUAUUAUGUGUUUGCUUUUUGCAAAGUUUUGUCAUGCAAAAUAAAAACUAAAAUAUGUUGAGAUUACAAUACGACCAAAAUGAAAAUUGCAUAAUGUGGUUGUCACCCGAUUACAAAAAACUUACAAAAGUAUAUUUUAUUUAUUAAUAACUAAUUUAUGACAUAACAAAUAACCAUAAUCAUUUUAUAACAGUUCACGUGACACCCAGCACAGUUUGGAAGCUACAUACAUACACUUUUUUAACCUUGUUUCAAUGAUAAUAUUAAAUAAGGUUCUAUUUUAUUAACAAUAAUUUGUAUUUUCUCAGCAUGCAACCUACUUUAGCUCUUUUGAAAAAAACAAAAUAAUAAUAUUAAUAAAAUAGUGCGUCUGUGCCACUUCUCGCUACAUUAAAAAUUUACAUUUGUAAUAUGCCAAAUAGAUUAUAUUUCUUGUUUUGUUUUUUAUGUUCUGCAUUUGCUGUUUGUACAAUAUUGCAAGGUAUAAAAGUGUCUUAAUAAAUGAACUAAAAAAAUGUAGAACCUUUCAUACAAGAGAUCACAUUAAAACGGAACCCUUUCUAGGAAAAAUAUACAGGGUGUUUAAUUGAAACUAAUUAAAAUCAAUUUAAAGAUUACGAAAUCGUUACAUACAUACCCAGUUUAAACAUAUUUUAAAAUAAUAAUACAAACAUUAUAAAACUAAGAUUAUUUACAAAUAUGAGCUAGCCACAGCCAAGUUACUGCUACAGCAAAGUUUAAGUAACGUUGGACUUUUGAAUUUUUGGUCACACAGCUUUAACCUAUGCAGUUUCAAUGAAGAUACCACAAUAUUAAAUAUAUUACUGCGCAGGAACCAUCGUAUGCUAGAAAUAUAAAAAUCUGUCCACAUUUUCACACAAUUCGUAACGCUUGUUAACAAAUUACCACAAUACAUUAACGUCAUAAUUUUAUUAUACGUUUACUUACAUAUACAAUUAAUUUAUUAAAACGUGGAUGAAUUAAAUAUUCACAACAAAACAAUCCGUCAUUCAAAUGCACUUAUUUACUUAUAGUCUAAUAACUUUGUCUCCAGAAUAAUGAAUGGACCUUUGAGGCAUUUUUACAUCAACAAAUUCUGUCAAACUGUAAUGUAUAUGUAUUUUUAUGAUGAGAAUAUUCAGUGGGAUAAGACAAGAUAAGGUGGAACAUAUUUAUCUUUGCAAAUUGAACAUUUAAUAUUGUAAUUGGUCCUAAUGUAUUAAUACAAAUAACUAUGCGAUUUACUUCAAGUGAAUUGUUUUUUGCAAUAAUUAUAGUUAAAUAAUAAAUUCUAGUACCCAAAAUAAAGGCAAACACGAAACCAAGUGCUUUUUGUAAAAAUUUGAUCCAAACCUUGUACUGCUAACACCUUGAAGAUAAAUUAUGUAGAAUUAAUUUAACUAGCAUUCUUCCAACUAUCGAAAUUAAAUUCUUACUGACACCUCAAGAUUAGGAUCAUUAUAUUUAUGUAUUAAAUUUUAUAUUCUGUUCAUGACAUAUUGAAAACAAAUAUAUAUUUCCAAAUUGUUUUCUUAAUAGUACCUACUCCAGUUCGUAGAUAACUACUGACCAAAAAAAAAGAAAUUGGUUGACAUACAACUGGAGGAAAUGGUAUUUUGGUGUUUUACCACUUAUUUAUCUAUAAUGUUUAGAUGUUAUACAUAUAUCAUCUGAAAUUAUACUACCAGCAUUCAUUUUCGAAAUUCAUAAUGUUAAAUGAGCUGACCUUUUUUUUCUACUGUUACACCCAUAUGUUUAUUUAAGUAGGUGUAACAUAAUAUAUUAAAUGAUAAGAAAUUUUACUUUAUAAUACUACCUAGAAGUAAUGGUUCUUGGUUACCAGCA